Molecule: messenger RNA, 1389 nt
Organism: Penicillium waksmanii
Lineage: Eukaryota; Fungi; Ascomycota; Eurotiomycetes; Eurotiales; Aspergillaceae
Exons: 9
Coding region: 1-1389 (462 amino acids)
Biological process (GO): transmembrane transport; carboxylic acid transport
Cellular component (GO): plasma membrane
Molecular function (GO): carboxylic acid transmembrane transporter activity
Source: RefSeq, a predicted model, not a curated record
AUGCAAGCUUCACCUAGUGACUCCAUCAUGAAAAUGGAGAGCUCCAAGGCGCCGUGUAAUGAGGAAGCUUGGGAUCUCGAGGAAACCUACCCCGAAGAAAAGAAGCGCUCCGGAGUCCUCAAUGUGAUCGUAUCCGGUCUUGCGCUCUUCAGCGACGGAUACAAUGCUCAGAUAAUUGGAUACAUGGAACCGUUGUUCUCCGUCCUUUACGUGAACGGCAUGUCCUCAACCAUUAAAUCCCGCCUCUCCAAUUCAUACCUCAUCGGUGAAAUUUUCGGCAUGCUCUUCUUCGGUGUCCUGAUUGACCGCAUCGGCCGUCGGACAGGUGUGGUGGUAGCUACGACCUUUUUGAUUCUCGGUGUAGUCUUGGCUACUGCGGCGCAUGGAAAAUCAGAGCUCGGAAUGUUCUGGAUGAUGAUUGUUUCAAGAGGUAUCGCAGGAUUUGGUGCAGGCGGAGAAUAUCCGGUCUGUGCAACCAGUGCCACCGAGGCUGCGGAUGAGACUCCUCAGCUCCGCAAACGACGUGGUUUUUUGGUCGCAGCGACAACUGAUUUUGCUGUGGAUUUGGGCUUCGUCGCUGCGGGCAUUGUUGCUCUCAUCAUUUUGGCCUGCUACCACCAACAAAACUCCGAGGGUGUCUGGAGAAUCGCUUUUGGCCUUGGUAUUGUGUUGCCAAUCUCGAUUUGCUUUUUCCGUAUUCGCAUGAUCAAUUCCACUCAAUACCAGAAGCAUUCUAUCAAGUCCAGCUACCCAUACUGGCUGGUUCUCAGGCGUUAUUGGAAGCCCAUGCUUGGCACUUCUCUGGCCUGGUUUUGCUACGACUUCGUCACUUAUCCAUUUGGUCUGUUUUCUUCUACUAUCGUUGAGCAACUGAACCCAGAUAAUACCACUGUCCAGAACAUCGGAUACGGAACCGUGAUUAACUGCUUCUACCUGCCUGGCUGCAUUAUUGGUGGACUUCUAAUGGAUAAAAUCGGUCGCAAGCAGAAUAUGACUCUCGGAUUCAUGCUUUGGGCAAUUUGGGGUUUUAUUCUGGGUGGUGCCUUGAAGCCUAUUUCGAGUGUCUUUCCCCUUUUUAUUGUUAUGUAUGGCAUCUUUCAAGCUCUGGGUGAGAUGGGUCCUGUAGGCAAGGCUGGUGCCUCUAUCGGUACAGAAGUCUUUACGCCUAUUCAGAACUCUUUCUCGUCUACUGAAAAGGGUCAGCAGGCAGUCUUUCUGAUUGGUGCCGCCUUCACUGUGGUCGGCGGUCUUAUUUCUUGGUUUCUGAUCCCUGACAUGUCUCGGGAGCUGGAAACUGAGGAUGCUCGUUUCAAGGCAUAUCUUGAGGAGCAUGGGUAUGACAUCGGCUCCUAUGGUGAGGCUCUUGUUAUCAGUCAGCGGGCUUCUUGA